Messenger RNA from Zymoseptoria tritici IPO323, 2652 nucleotides. RefSeq names its product serine/threonine protein kinase (gene YAK1). NCBI's taxonomy places the organism in Eukaryota, Fungi, Ascomycota, Dothideomycetes, Mycosphaerellales, Mycosphaerellaceae. The transcript is spliced from 4 exons. The coding region runs from base 1 to 2652 and encodes 883 amino acids. Gene Ontology annotation, molecular function: ATP binding; protein tyrosine kinase activity; protein serine/threonine kinase activity. Gene Ontology annotation, biological process: peptidyl-serine phosphorylation; peptidyl-threonine phosphorylation. The record is from RefSeq and is a predicted model, not a curated record. Gene Ontology annotation, cellular component: cytoplasm; nucleus.
AUGAGCUUGUCGACCCCGACUGCCGACACUGGCGCUUCCGCUGCUUCCUCCCCACGGCGUGCGCGCAGCAACAUGGACGGAUACGGCAAUGGCAGUGACAUGGACGUCGAUAUGGACGCCGAUCCGUUCAACCAGCAGAAAUACGCCCGCCCGCCGUCCAAUUCCCGUCCGGCUUCCCAACACUACCUGCCCACUCAUUCGCAAACCGCCGGUGGUGAUGCCGCCGCUGCACGCACCGCACGAUACUCUCCCAUGAAUAUGUCGCCGCCUACAUACGCGUCGCCCGCUCAGCAACAGCAGCAGCAAACACCUUCGAAUCAAUACGCUUCAUACACACCGCAGCAGGCGGCACGAUUGUCUCCCAGCCGGCAACAAUUCUCUUCGCCCAGCCAGCAAAGAUACUAUGCCUCUCCACCGGGCUCUGCUCGCGCACAUACCUCACAACUACCUCCUUUGCAGGCCGCCGCAUCACCCAAUGCGUAUUAUCCGCAGUCUGCCACCCAGCAACUCAACGCUGUCUUUGGGCAUGAACAAGAGCCGCAGAAGCGAGAUCCGCAGCAACGGCAGGGCUCUGGCUCCUCCGAUCCUGUCCCGCAGUUCUCGAAAGUGAACGGGCUCGGUGAUCUCGCCUCCAACAUCAAUUCACAACCUCCCUUCCGACGAGCGAAUCCCGAAGGCGGCUUCAUCAGUCCAUUGCAAGCACUGACCACGCAUCUGCCGGCCACGUACCGCAUCUGCAAUCCUGGCUUUCAAUACGAAUCAUCACGGAAUCCGCGACGAGUGCUCACCAAGCCGAGUAAAGGCGUGAAGAAUGAUGGCUACGACAACGAGGACAGCGACUACAUUUUGUAUGUCAACGAUAUUCUCGGGUCAGAAGAGACAAACCACAAGAACAGAUAUCUCAUUCUGGAUGUGCUGGGACAGGGAACGUUCGGACAGGUGGUGAAGUGUCAGAAUUUGAAGACGCAAGAAGUGGUCGCGGUGAAGGUGGUGAAGAACAAGACGGCCUACUUCAACCAGUCCAUGAUGGAGGUCUCGGUAUUGGAUCUACUGAACGGAAGAAUGGACAAGAACGACGACCACCACAUUCUAAGGCUCAAGGACACCUUCAUUCAUAGGCAGCAUCUAUGUCUGGUGUUCGAGCUAUUGUCGGUCAACCUCUACGAGCUAAUAAAGCAGAACCAAUUCCGCGGGUUGAGUACGACGUUGGUGCGAGUCUUCGCGCAGCAGCUGCUUAAUGGGCUUUGUCUACUCAGCAAGGCGAAGUUGAUUCAUUGCGAUAUGAAGCCGGAGAACAUUCUGCUCAAGAACCUUGAAAGUCCAAUCAUCAAGAUCAUCGAUUUCGGUUCAGCAUGCGAUGAACGACAGACAGUGUACACCUACAUCCAAUCCCGAUUCUACCGAUCACCAGAGGUACUCCUCGGACUGCCAUACUCCGCAGCGAUAGACAUGUGGUCACUCGGCUGUAUUGUGGUGGAGCUAUUCCUUGGUCUACCACUGUUUCCUGGUUCGUCCGAGUACAACCAAGUAUCGAGGAUAACGGAAAUGCUCGGACUACCGCCAAACUGGAUGCUAGAGACUGGCAAGCAGUCUGGCGAGUUUUUCGAGAAGGUCCAUGACGAAUUCGGACGAAGGACGUAUCGACUGAAAUCGAUGGAGCAGUACGCGAGGGAGCAUGGAACAAAGGAGCAGCCGAGCAAGAAGUACUUCCAGCAGACGAGACUUCCGGACAUUAUCCGAGCGUAUCCCAUGCCGAGGAAGGGCAUGAAGCCGAACGAGAUGGAGAGAGAAAUGGCCAACCGCGAGGCAUUCAUCGAUUUCGUUCACGGACUUCUCAACAUCAACCCUCUCGAGCGCUGGUCGCCUCAACAAGCACGUACUCAUCCUUUCAUCACACAGCAAAAGUUCACCGGACCCUUCCAACCACAAAUGAACCUCAAAUCUACCAGUCGCUCCCCUGCUCCAGGCGUACAGCAGCAGCAGCAAGCCGAAGCUCUGUCGAAGCAGCGUGCUCAACAAGCACAAGCUGCUCAAGUCCAGCAAGCUGCUUCCGCACAAGCCUAUGCAUCAAUGCAACCGAGCAUGCACAUGAAUUCAGGCUACCCACCUAGCCCACACUCCGCCCAACAACAACAUCAGCAAGCCGCCAUGUACCAGAACAUGUAUUCUCCUUCACAUCAGGGCGCGCCACCUCCAUAUCCUGCCAACCCACCUCAGCAAUCCUCCGCCUAUGGUCAACAACUCCCGAUGAUCCAGCAACCGCCUCCUACGGCUUCGAUGAACCCCUACGCUCCACAACAACAAUCUCAACAACCCUCCCAACAACAAAAUCUCUACGCUCAGGCCACGACACGAGGCGCCCGCCAACGCGCCACCACCAUGGACGGCAACGGCAUUCCUGCCGCUUUGCAGCGCGUCGCCGGCCAUCUCGAUCCCAACGCCCCGAUUCGUCUGCAGCCCAGUCCGGCAUACUACCCGCCUCCACAGGACGGACAGGCGGAUGCUGGCAAUAUCGGUGGCAGGAGGAGGACGAGUCGAGCCACGGGGAGUCAAGACCGGAAUUUUGUGAGGAUGUUGGAGGAUCGUACGUUGGAGGAGGGUUGGAAUGGUGGUGGUGGAGGAGGUGGUGGGAAUGGAUGGCCUGGAUCGUGA